Puma concolor (puma) is the source of this 4707-nucleotide messenger RNA. The record is from RefSeq and is a predicted model, not a curated record. Lineage: Eukaryota; Metazoa; Chordata; Mammalia; Carnivora; Felidae.
AUGUGCCAGCUCGACGACUGCACGCUACAGCUCUCCCACAAUGGCGCCUACCUGGACUUGGAAUCCACCCUGGCAGAGCAGCGGGACGAGCUGGAAGGCUUCCAGGAUGAUGCUGGGCGGGGCAAAAAGCACAGCAUCGUCCUGAGGACACAGCUGUCCGUGAGGGUCCAUGCCUGCAUUGAAAAACUGUACAACUCCAGUGGGCGAGAUUUAAGAAGGGCCCUUUUCUCCCUGAAGCAGAUAUUUCAGGAUGACAAGGAUUUGGUGCAUGAAUUUGUAGUGGCUGAAGGUCUGACGUGUUUGAUCAAGGUGGGAGCUGAGGCAGACCAGAACUAUCAGAACUACAUUCUGAGGGCUUUGGGCCAGAUUAUGUUGUAUGUGGAUGGGAUGAAUGGAGUAAUAAACCACAAUGAAACCAUUCAGUGGCUGUACACACUCAUUGGGUCAAAGUUCCGCCUGGUGGUGAAGACAGCCCUGAAGCUGCUGCUGGUCUUUGUGGAGUACUCGGAGUCCAAUGCACCUCUCCUGAUUCAGGCCGUCUCUGCUGUCGACACUAAAAGGGGAGUCACACCCUGGUCAAAUAUCAUGGAAAUCCUGGAGGAAAAAGAUGGGGUCGACACAGAGCUGCUGGUUUAUGCCAUGACUUUAGUGAACAAGACGCUGUCAGGAUUGCCAGAUCAAGACAGCUUCUACGAUGUGGUGGACUGCCUGGAGGAGCUGGGCAUUGCGGCCGUGUCCCAGCGGCACUUGAACAAGAAAGGGACCGACCUGGACUUGGUAGAGCAAUUGAACAUGUAUGAGGUGGCACUGCGGCACGAGGAUGGCGACGAGACCGCAGAGCCGCCCCCGAGCGGGCGCCGGGACCGGAGGAGGGCCAGCGUGUGCUCCGGAGGCGGCAGCGGAGAGGGCGAGCAGCGGGGCCUGGACCGCAGGCGGAGCCGCAGGCACUCGGUGCAAAGCAUCAGGAGUCCUGUGUCGGCCCCCACCAGUCCCAGCUCCCAGUCGGCUCCUGGCUUCAAGCCCGGUCAAGUACGAGAGCACUGUGAAAAGGAAGAGGAGGAGGAGGAGGAAGAAGAGCAACCAGUCACGGAGCCCAAUUCAGAGGAAGAGAGAGAGGAUGAUGCCCCCUGUCAGGGCAAGGAAAGAGAGGCUCGCCCUGCCUCUGAGCAGAGCCCUGCUGGAAAGGAUACUGCUCCCCAGAGCUCAGCUCUCCCCACUGCUUCGAAUGCCGCCUCCCAGGGAAAACGAUGUCCAGCCAGCACUGCAGUGGGGGGCCCCUUGCGCAGCAGGUCCUCUGGGCCUGCCCUCGUGCUGCCACCCCUGACCCCUGCCUCUGCCUCCCGGCCCUCCUCCUCCGCGCCUGGCCCCCCGAAGGCAUCACCAACCAUAGAAAAGCUGCCCUAUGUGCCUCACAGCCCCUUCCACCUCUUCUCCUAUGACUUUGAGGAUUCGCCCUUACCCACCAAGGAAAAGGAGGCUGAGGCCCAGAAGGAAAGCAGUCCCUCUGAUUCUCUCCAUUUGAGCACAUACUCUGCCUCUGAGCCUUACAACUUCCGGUCUUUCUCUUCUAAUAGAUACAACAGCUUUGGCAACACCUCUUAUCACUCAAGACCUUCUGGAUCUGCUGUGCCCGCCACCCCCACGUCAUCUCUUUCACCUCCGCAGGAGGCCAGGCUGGAAAGGUCUUCACUGAGUGGUCUUCUCACAUCAUCCUUUAGGCAGCAUCAAGAGUCAUUGGCAGCAGAGAGAGAGAGGCGGCGGCAGGAGAGAGAAGAAAGGUUGCAGAGAAUAGAACGGGAAGAAAGGAACAAAUUCAACCGAGAGUAUUUAGACAAAAGAGAGGAGCAAAGACAAGCAAGAGAAGAAAGAUACAAAUACUUGGAGCAGUUGGCAGCCGAGGCGCACGAGAGAGAAGUGAGAAGCCGGAGCGCGAGCCGGGGCAGAGGUGACCUCUCCUUGGACCUGACCUCCCCGGCGGCCCCUGCCUCCCCCACCCCUCUGAGCCAUAGCUCUCCUUCUCUAGACUCACAAGAGGCUCUCGCGGCAUCAUCCUCUUCCCUGGGAACACCUCAGCAUCCCCAAGCCAGUGCUGGGGAUCCCGAGCCUGGACCGGAGGCGGAGGUAGGGCAGAGUGCGGACGAGGCCAGCCCUGAAGUAGCCCCUGCCCGCGUGGGAGCAGAGAGUGAAGCGGAGCGAGCACUGGAGCAAGAGCCAGAAGAGCGGGCCUCCCUCAGUGAGAAAGAGAGGCAGAGCGAGGAGGUGAACGAGAAGGACAACUGCUCCGCCUCCAGCAUCUCAUCCUCCAGCAGCACGUUAGAGAGGGAGGAGAAGGAAGACAAGCUCUCCAGGGACAGGGGACCUGGUUUGUGGUCCGCGGGUGUUCAGGAUGCCGGUGUAAAUGAACAGUGUGGCGACAUCCUCACCAACAAACGGUUCAUGCUGGACAUGCUGUAUGCCCAUAACAGAAAGCCCACGGAUGACGAGGAGAAGGGAGAGGGCGAGACCGGGAGGACUGAGCCGGGCGCGGAGGCGGUAGCCAGCCUGGCUAGCAGGAUAUCCACCCUGCAGGCCAACUCUCUGGCCCAGGAUGACAGCGUCAGGAGGGUGGACGUUGGCUGUCUGGACAAUCGGGGCAGCGUGAAAGCCUUCGCCGAGAAAUUCAACAGUGGGGACCUGGGGAGAGGGUCCAUCUCCCCUGAUGCCGAGCCUAAUGACAAAGUCCCAGAGAAAGCAUCUGCACAGCAGAAGACGGAAUCUGACUACAUUUGGGACCAGCUCAUGGCCAAUCCGAGGGAGCUGAGAAUCCAAGACAUGGAUUUCACCGACCUGGGGGAGGAGGAUGACGUCGACGUCCUGGAUGUGGACCUGGGUCCUAGGGAGGCUCCGGGGCCACCGCCCCCGCCCCCACCCACUUUUCUGGGUUUGCCUCCCCCGCCCCCACCACCCCUUUUGGACAGCGUGCCUCCCCCUCCUGUCCCCGGUAAUUUAUUGGCUCCUCCUCCUCCAGUGUUCAACGCUCCUCAGGGCUUAGGGUGGCCCCAGGUACCCCGGGGUCAGCCGGCAUUCACAAAGAAAAAGAAGACCAUCCGUCUAUUCUGGAAUGAAGUCUUGACCGUUGAUGGCCAUGUACAGAACAACACUUACUGCCGAGGGGAAUUCCUGUAAUGACAAUUGAAACUGGAACCUAUUAAGGUGGACACUUCCAGGCUGGAGCACCUGUUUGAGUCCAAGUCUAAGGAACUGUCCGUCUCAAAGAAAACUGCUGCAGAUGGAAAAAGGCAGGAGGUCAUCGUCCUGGACCCCAAGAGGAGCAAUGCUAUUAAUAUCGGUCUGACAGUGCUACCCCCCCCGAGGACGAUUAAGAUAGCCAUUUUGAAUUUUGAUGAAUACGCCUUAAACAAAGAAGGAAUUGAGAAAAUCCUAACCAUGAUUCCCACCGAAGAGGAGAAGCAGAAAAUCCAAGAAGCACAGCUGGCCAAUCCCGAUGUGCCACUGGGCAGUGCUGAGCAGUUCCUCCUCACCCUCUCCUCCAUCAGCGAGCUCUCCGCUCGGCUUCACCUCUGGGCAUUCAAAAUGGACUAUGAAACGACAGAAAAGGAAGUGGCAGAACCACUUUUGGAUCUGAAGGAAGGAAUAGAUCAACUGGAGAACAAUAAAACCUUGGGCUUUAUCCUGUCUACUCUUUUAGCCAUUGGGAACUUUCUAAAUGGAACUAAUGCCAAAGCGUUUGAGUUAAGCUACCUCGAGAAGGUUCCAGAAGUCAAGGACACCGUGCACAAGCAGUCGCUUCUCCACCACGUGUGCACCAUGGUGGUGGAAAACUUCCCAGACAGCUCCGAUCUGUACUCGGAGAUCGGGGCCGUCACCAGGUCAGCCAAGGUUGACUUUGAUCAACUUCAGGAUAAUUUAUGUCAGAUGGAGAGAAGAUGCAAAGCUUCAUGGGAUCACCUCAAGGCAAUUGCAAAACAUGAAAUGAAACCCGUUUUAAAACAACGAAUGUCAGAGUUCCUAAAAGACUGUGCAGAGCGAAUUAUAAUUUUAAAGAUUGUCCAUAGAAGAAUAAUUAACAGGUUCCAUUCCUUUUUGCUCUUUAUGGGCCACCCACCUUACGCGAUUCGGGAAGUGAACAUAAACAAGUUCUGCAGGAUCCUUAGUGAAUUUGCACUGGAGUAUCGCACCACCAGGGAAAGGGUUUUGCAGCAGAAACAGAAACGGGCCAACCACAGAGAAAGAAAUAAGACCAGAGGGAAGAUGAUCACCGAUACUGACGAAGAGGAUGAAGUGGAGUCCGGCAAGUUCUCCAGCAGCUCUCCGGCGCCUCUGAGCCAGCCGCAGGGCCUGAGCUACGCGGAGGACGCCACGGAGCACGAGAACAUGAAGGCCGUGCUGAAGACCUCGUCGCCCGCUGUGGAGGACGCCACCCCGGUGCUGGGCGUCCGCACACGCAGCCGAGCGAGCCGAGGAUCUGCUAGUUCGUGGACUAUGGGAACGGAUGACUCCCCUAACGUCACAGAUGAUGCAGCUGAUGAGAUCAUGGAUCGCAUCGUCAAGUCGGCCACCCAGGUGCCCAGUCAGCGAGUAGUGCCUCGGGAGAGGAAGCGCUCCCGGGCCAACCGGAAAUCUCUGCGAAGGACCCUCAAGAGCGGCCUGACUCCAGAAGAAGCCCGAGCUCUGGGCCUGGUUGGCACCGCAGAGUUGCAGCUGUGA